UCGGAAGGGGGCACGCCGGACACAGCCACAUGCGGUUUGUGGUCGCAGCAGCACUAGAGAUGGAUUGUACUGCAGGUCCCUGAAAGAAUUUGCUUUAUGUGGUGAAAGUGCCCCUUUUUUUGAAGGAGCCUUUUAGCUAAAGCAAGAAAACAUCCUGUAAAACUACUGUUGUAUUGUUCUUUGCGAAGUGAGUGCCAGCAGCUAUGCGGCUGGGCAGGGCCAGUUUAGAGGGGAAAAUGGAGAGGUGAUGUUAUGGAUCUCAUUCAAUGAGUACAGCGUGGAGUCUAAACUAAUGCCGAUGUAAAAUAUACAGCCUUCUGCUGAGAAAAUUACUUGAAAAAGCCAAACAAAUGAAAAAAAAGAACACCAACCCAGAAAAUCUUACAGGCCAGCCGACAGGGAGCUUCACUAAAUUGUGGAAAUACUAAAUGACAAGAAAACUGCUUUUCUACGUAAUGAAAGCUGGAUAUUUUGCACUCUUACUUUUAUUAUUCCAGAUAAGAUGGUCUUUGAGAACGAUUAAGUUCCAAGUUGCCUCCCAUUUAAUGCCCAGCUCCAGUAUAGGUCAAUUCAUGAUUUAAUUCCGUGUUUCUAGUAAUAUCGUAAAUGCUGUUAACACCUAAAAAGCUUGUAACACUGGCUUCUUGCUUCGUGAGUGGUGAUAUGGCUUUCCCUACACAACUAAUGGGCAGCCAAAGCAACACUUGUCUGUAGGGUGGUGACUGUACUUGUGAACCUGUUGGUGUUCUUGUCAGGUAAUCUCUACAGCAGGCACAUCCAGGUAGAUGGAGAGAUGUUGGCCAUCCAAGUGCAAGACACUCCAGGAGUUCAGAUCCAUGAACACAGUCUGGAUUGUAAUGAGCAGCUGAACAGAUGCAUUCGCUGGGCAGAUGCCCUGGUGAUUGUCUUCUCCAUCACUGACUAUAAGAGCUUUGAACUACUCAGUCACCUCUACCAUCAUGUUCGACAGCUGCAUCCAGGGAACAUGGUCCCUGUCGUCAUUGUGGCAAACAAAGCUGAUCUCUUGCAUAUCAAAGAGGUGGAGCCUCAGCAGGGACUUCAGCUGGCCAAUAUGCUGGGCUGUACUUUCUAUGAAGUAUCUGUCAGUGAAAACUAUAACAACGUCUUUAAUGCCUUCCAUCUCCUCUGUAAAGAAGUCAAUAAACAACAAAUAACCAGCACCCCUGAGAGGAGGAGAACCUCUCUUAUUCCACGGCCAAAAUCACCCAACAUGCAGGAUCUGAAGAGAAGGUUUAAGCAAGCUUUGUCUGCCAAAGUGAGGACUGUCACUUCUGUUUGAUGGCACAGCCCUUGAUCUACCCAACAGUUAGUCUGAGAUUGAAACCUGGGUUUUUUAACACUGGCACAUGUAGAAUCCAAGGCAUUGUGCAAGGAAGAUGGUUUGAGUAACCUUUUAAAUGGUAGAAGUCUUUAAGCAGUUGCUUAAAAAAGGAACAGUAUCAGAUUAGAAAAGGAGGAAACAAAAACCUACUAAAACCUCCUGAAAAAGUUCUAGGAUGUGACUUGCUGAACAGGUAUUUUCAUUUGGAAAGUGAACUUUUCAGUAAAUGAAACAAUUUGCCCUUUCCCCAGCUGGACAGAUUUGGCUUUCAUUUGUGCAGAAACAACCUUUUUGCUGUAACUCCACUUGAGCAGGAAAAUGCCCUGAACUGCAGGUCCCUGUUCAGAAGUAACCACUUGAGUUUUGUUCUCACAUGGAUGAAGAAAGGCAUGAUGCAACUGUUUAAUUUUGUUGCACAGUAGAACUGGUUUUCUUUGUGUGUAUUUCAUAACAAAUAAGCAAACAUCAAACGUUUCUGUAAAAAUAAGUGUAAAAUAAGUGGACAGGACUGAGCAUCAAGACUGUAAACAAUGGUCCUUUAUUUUUUACUAGCCAUGUUAUUGCUGACAACUUGACCAUGAUCUUUGUAUGCAAAGCUAUUGUCCACAGGGUGUAAACAUAUCUAAUUACAAACAACUCUUUUACUGUCUUAAAAAAAUACUUUCCAGACUAACUGAUCCAACAUGGAGCUUCUGAGGAAUGUGUGUGGAGUGAUAAUCUAUUACAGAUGCCAUUUUAAGACAUCCUUUUCUCUCUCUCUCUCUCUCUCUCUCCUUUGUGUUCGGUAGGCACAAAAGAACAAAAGGUGUGAAGCAUGGCUGGCUCCAGGCAAUGAAGCUGAUGGCUUGUUCUGAGCUGAGCCGGGCCCUCUUCCUUCUUAAACAAAUGGCAGAUUUAUAUAAAUACUUAAUUUUUAAAAAAAUAUUGAGCCAAUGGAGUUUAGAGCCUAAGGGCCUUACACACAUGCACUUUAAAAAAAGCCAGUCGUGCUUUUGUUUAAACUGUAACUUAUUUAUUUUGUGUACAGUUACUCCUCCUAGGGAGUGGGCUUUUCAGUCUUACUGCCUGGUACAACAUUAAAUUUUUUGAAUUGCA
This is a messenger RNA of Cyanistes caeruleus (blue tit), 2437 nucleotides long. The record is from RefSeq and is a predicted model, not a curated record. NCBI's taxonomy places the organism in Eukaryota, Metazoa, Chordata, Aves, Passeriformes, Paridae.